GUGCUCUUGGCGGAAGUGCUAGUUGCGGGAAUCCUGGGUGGGAUGGCCGCAGGCAGGCGCUUUCUAAGGCUGCUGCGUGCCCCCUCCAGUUCCAUGGCUCAGAGCCCACUCCAGGGCGUGCCCCCCUCCAAGGGCCUGCACGCGGGGCACGGGCCCCGAAGGCUCUCCAUCGAAGGCAACAUUGCUGUGGGAAAGUCCACCUUUGUGAAGUUACUCACGAAAAGGUACCCAGAGUGGCACGUAGCUACAGAACCUGUAGCAUCAUGGCAGAAUGUCCAGGCAGCUGGCCCGCAAAAAGCCAUCAGUACUCCAAAUCCCGGAAACUUGCUGGAUUUGAUGUACCGGGAGCCAGCAAGAUGGUCCUACACAUUCCAGACAUUUUCUUUUAUGAGCCGCCUAAAAAUACAGCUGGAGCCCUUCCCCGAGAAAGUCUUACGGGCCAAGAAAGGGGUACAGAUCUUUGAGAGGUCUGUGUACAGCGACAGGUAUAUCUUUGCAAAGAAUCUGUUUGAAAAUGGCUCCCUCAGUGAUAUGGAGUGGCAUAUCUACCAGGACUGGCAUUCUUUUCUCCUGCAGGAGUUUGCCGGCCGGCUCCAACUACACGGCUUCAUCUACCUUCAGGCUACUCCCCAGGUUUGUUUGAAGAGACUACACCGGAGGGGCAGGGAAGAAGAGAGAGGAAUUGAGCUGGAAUAUCUUGAGCAGCUUCAUGGUCAGCACGAGGCCUGGCUUGUUCACAAGACCACCAAGCUCCACUUUGAGACUCUGCUGAACAUCCCAGUGCUGGUGUUGGAUGUCAGUGAUGAUUUUUGUGAAGAUGAAACCAAAGAAGAAGAAUUCAUGAUAAAGGUAAACACCUUUGUAAAUACUUUGUAACCAGUACUAGGAUAUUGUGGCUGUAAUCUGGGCUUCUUGGACUUUCUGAAGCUAGAAAAACACCGAGUCAACCAUCUCUCCAUCCCCACCCCCAUCUCCUUUUGCUCUAGAGUGCUCUGACACUCCACUGUGGUUUCUGUUACCUAAGACUUUUGCCAUGGUCUUCUUUUGUAUCUCAAAGUCUUCUAAAAUAAAGUUUAUUUAAGUUAUGUUUA
Messenger RNA from Eptesicus fuscus (big brown bat), 1091 nucleotides. It is a transcript of the gene DGUOK, whose product is annotated as deoxyguanosine kinase. The coding region runs from base 43 to 876 and encodes 277 amino acids. The record is from RefSeq and is a predicted model, not a curated record. Gene Ontology annotation, biological process: nucleobase-containing compound metabolic process. Gene Ontology annotation, cellular component: mitochondrion; cytoplasm. The transcript is spliced from 7 exons. Gene Ontology annotation, molecular function: ATP binding; deoxyguanosine kinase activity. Lineage: Eukaryota; Metazoa; Chordata; Mammalia; Chiroptera; Vespertilionidae.